AUGUCAUCUGCAAGUGAGGACGAGACUGAUGAGAACGAUUCGGGGAACGGGCCCCCCACGCCAAAAAAAAUGCGACUGGCUCCUGGAGGUGCAAAGGUCAAAAAACAAAAACAUCGGGUUCAAAAAUAUCGAGUCGAAUGGGAACGAGAUCCGCAAUGCUCGCCCUGGCUCGGACCGGACCCAGCUUCGAAUACAAAAGCGAGGUGCAAAUGGUGCAAUGUCAUCCUUAUCGCUGACAUCAGUUUAAUCAAAACGCACAAGCAAACAAAAAAACACGAAAAAAACGCUGCAGCUUACGAAUGUAGCUCAAAAGUUUUGACCAAAUUUUUCAAACCUCAAGCUUCGUCAAACGCUCGGGAUAAAAAUAUAACGGACGCGGAGAUCAAGAUUUGUGGUUUUAUGGCUGCUCACAAUAUUCCCUAUGCCGUGGUCAAUGAUCUCAUUCCAUGCAUGAAAUCGGCACUCCCAGAUUCAAAAAUUUUAGAAGGAGUAUGCAUGAAAAGGCAAAAGGCCACAAAAAUCGUCACCAACGUCAUCGGUGCUUCUCAUAAAGAGGAAAUCGCGAACCAUCUCAAAAAACGGAAGUUUUCGAUCUUAACCGAUGACUCCACGGAUUGUUCCAGCGUAAAGACAGCAUGUAUUGUAGUUCGAUUCUACAAUGAAGAUUUUGGACGAAUCACCAGCAUGUUUUGGGAAUUGUCGAGCAUUUUUCCGGAAGACGAUGCUGCGGCAGCUCAGGAAGGAGCUAGGGGUCGGCACCUAUAUAAUUUGCUCAUGAAAUCGUUUGAAGAAAAAGAUAUUCCCUUCGCGAAUAUAUUGGGGUUCGGUUGUGACGGCGCAAGUGUCAACAUUGGAGCCCGAAACUCGAUCGCAAGUCGCCUGAAAGAGUCUUGCCCUGGGAUAAUCGUCAUGAGGUGCAUAUGCCAUUCUCUUCACUUAGCGGCCAGCAAAGCAUGCGAACAGAACAUUCCUCGGAGCUGUGAAGACCUCGCCAGGAAUGUACACAACUACGUACAGCACAGCGCGAAGCGCGUUGCUAGUCUCGCUGUGUUUCAAAAAUUUUUGAAUGUAGCUGUGCACAAAAUUCUACAUCCAGCCCAAACGCGCUGGCUUUCGCUACUCUCGGUUGUGGAUCGCAUGUUGGAGCAAUGGGAGCCGCUUCGUCUCUAUUUCAUCGAACGACACAUGGAGGAACGAACAUUAGCAGCAGAAUCCAUUUCCCUGUGGCUAAGAGACCCGUUCGUGAAGCUGUUUUAUCACUUCCUCUCGUGGGUUUUACCCAAGGUCGUCACGAUGAACGCAUAUUUCCAAUCGGAAUCGGUGGUCAUCACAUCGCUCGCCCAAAAAAUGGAGUGUGCUUUCAAAGAGCUUCUCACGACGUAUAUGACGCAGAAGUACAUAGCGACGACUCCACUCAGCAAAGUUAAUACGGAGAAUAAAACCGAAUUCAUCCCACUUGAAAAUAUAUACCUGGGUGUACAAGUGUUGGAAGAAUUGAAAAAACCCGAAGUGUCGAUAAGACCGGACUUGAUAGGAGAUUUUCGGGCAAGAUGUCGCAAUUUCCUGAUCAAACUUUGCAAGGGAAUUCAAGAGCGAUUCGAUUUCGAUGAUCCGCUACUGAAUAUGCUUCCCUUACUCCAUCCAUCUAAAGCUUUAUCAAAGAAUGAGCGAAGCAAACGUCAAUCGCUCGUCGACCUUUGGAGCAUCGUUCCAAGAGCCAAGCCCGAGAACUCGCAAGCUCUCCAGCGCUUGGAUGACGAAUGGCGUUGUCUUCCGCUCGACGAAAUCCCUGAAGACGUGGCCAAGGAAAAAGAACCCGACAUUUUUUGGCACAAAAUUUCACAAUUGACCGACUCUGAGGGCUGCAAAAAAUAUACAGAGCUACCAUCAUUCGCAUUGGCAGUUCUCUGUACUCCUCACGCAAAUGCCGAUUGCGAAAGAGUUUUCAGCAAAUAUAAUUUGGUGAAAACAAAAAGUCGGAACAGGCUGACGGUACAGAACAUUGAAGGCGCUAUGCUGGCUUCGCAAGCAGUGAAACUGAACGCCAAGUGUUGUGCCGCGUUUGAGCCGACGAAAGCGAUGCAUAGUCGAAUGACGAGUGCAAUUUUGUACGAAGGUUCAAACAAACAAACAGCGGAUGCAGAAGAUCACCGAACUAUAAGCGAUUUGGACGUGAUAUUCGAGGAAAUCUAAGUCAUUAGCGGUGCAAAUAUUGCU
Molecule: messenger RNA, 2217 nt
Organism: Chilo suppressalis (striped riceborer)
Lineage: Eukaryota; Metazoa; Arthropoda; Insecta; Lepidoptera; Crambidae
Source: the annotation of a GenBank genome assembly